Messenger RNA from Cyphomyrmex costatus, 12622 nucleotides. It is a transcript of the gene shot, whose product is annotated as dystonin-like protein short stop. Gene Ontology annotation, biological process: cytoplasmic microtubule organization; intermediate filament cytoskeleton organization; wound healing. Gene Ontology annotation, molecular function: microtubule binding; calcium ion binding; structural molecule activity. The coding region runs from base 51 to 12227 and encodes 4058 amino acids. Gene Ontology annotation, cellular component: membrane; hemidesmosome; intermediate filament. The record is from RefSeq and is a predicted model, not a curated record. NCBI's taxonomy places the organism in Eukaryota, Metazoa, Arthropoda, Insecta, Hymenoptera, Formicidae. The transcript is spliced from 26 exons.
AUUCGCAGAAAAAGAAACUAGUAAAAUUGCCGGAAGCAUUCCGCAAGGGCAUGAUGGAUGCUGAGAAGGGCAAUGUGCUGGACACAGCUACAUCCAAGUUAUACAGCUUACCUAAGGCUCUGCAAGCCGGCCUGUUGAUUACCCCGAGGAAUGGUGUUUCGUUCAUCGAAGCGCUACAGUUCAAUCUUUAUAAUCCUACCACGGGCAGCUUUUAUGAUCCCUUUGUUGUCACUUCCGUGUUAGAUCGUAGGCGCCUCACAUUGGCAGAUGCGAUCGAGUCGGGCCUAAUCGAUCCGUCCACCACCGUAAUCAAAGAUCCGUUCACGGGUAAUAUCGCGAGUCUGUUAGAGGCAAUGAGUAGCGGGAAGGUAGAUUCUAUAGGAGGCAGAUUAGUCGAGGACACUGAUGGCAAGAGUAUCGACUUCAUGAAGGCCUUGGAGCGGGGUUAUAUACUCGCCGCUGAAGCCAGGCAAGCGGUGGAGGAGAAAUACAAGCUCUGCGACGAGACACUGUCUAAACUUCUGCAGUGGAUCUCUGAAGUUGAAGACAAACUGGCGAAUCAAGAUACCGUCAAGGAAGACGUAGAGGACUUGAGAAAGCAAAUAAUUAUCAUGAAAGAAAUAAAGGAGGAUCUUGAAUCGCACACUCGACCCGUGUCAUCCUGCUUAGAUCAGAUUCGACAAGUCGUCUUAACUGGCAGCAAUGUGUUAUCUAGCGACGAAGUAUCUACAUUAGAGAAGAAUGGUCGAUCUUUAAAAACUCGAUUUGACAAAGCAUUAGAUCGCACUGACAAAUUAGUGAAACGUCUUAUUGGUGCCAGAGAUGAACUAACAAAGUUCAAGAAUGAAUUAACAACGUUCUCGAUUUGGUUAGACAAAGCCAGAAGCGUACUCGAGGAUAAGGAGCGUUCCUUGUCCGAUCUGAACAAGCUUAGUAGUAGCACAGAUACAACUCGCGAUUUCAUUAGCGAUGUUAUUGCUCAUCAAGCAGAUUUGAGAUUUAUUACAAUGGCCGCACAGAAGUUUGUUGAUGAGAGUAAAGAAUAUCUCCAAGUUCUUAACGACUUCAGGACCAGCUUGCCACAAAGAUUGCCACACAAAGAGCCCACAGCUAGCCAAGAUUCAGCGAUACGCGCCGAAGUAUCCAGUGCAACUGCUCGAUAUAAAGAUCUUUUAUCUCGAGCAAAUCUCCUGUCAGACAGAUUGUCGGGAGUUGGCGGCAAACAGAGAGAUUAUCACGACUCUUUAGAUAAAGCUAGAACGUGGUUGAGAGAUGUUGAGCCGAAAGUUAUCAGAAUUAUUUCCGAACCUGUUGCCGCGGAACCGAAACAAGUGGAGGAUCAAUUGAGCAAAGCUAAGGCGUUGAAUAAUGAAUUCCUUGCUAAUGAACGUUUAAUUGACAAUGCUAAACACAGCGUUGAGGCUCUAUUACAUUCUUUGGAAGGUCAAUUGACGAUCAAUGAGGCUAGAGAGCUCCAGGAACCAGUGAAAGCAGUAGAAGAUAAGUACAAGCAACUCAGUAAUGCUCUGGCUGACAAAUGUCAAGAACUUGACACAGCAUUGGUAAGAAGUCAAGGAGUGCAAGAUGCAUUGGACAGUCUGGUUGCAUGGCUGAACAAUGUUGAAAGUCAGUUUAAAUCGCUUCAACGUCCGGCAAGUUUGCAGAAGGAACGCUUGGAGGAGCAACAAAGAGAACAGCGAUUACUUCAAGCAGAUCUAGAUAGCCAUCGUUUGAGCGUAGAAACUAUUACAGCGAAUGCUCAAGAUCUACUCUUAAAUUCGAGCAACGUUCGUAUUGCCAAACGUAUCGAAAGCAAGUUGAAGGAUGUACAAAGUAGAUUUGAGAAACUGAUGGAUAAAUCCUUAAGACGCGGUGAAUUCCUAGAUGAAAUUGCACAGGCCUUGAACGAGUUCCUCAGAGAUGUAGCCAAGUUUGAGAAUUGGUAUGCGCAUAUGAUGGAAAUUCUUGAUUCGAGAGAUCUGAACAAGCUUGACAUGUCAGAAUACGAGGCUAAAAUGGCUCAACUGAUUGACAUGCGUGAGGAUCAGCGAGGAAACUUCGAAGAUCUCGUACGUAAUGGAAAGAAUCUAAUCUCUAAGAAGGAUAUAACCGAAGCAGGCGCGAUUAGAGAUAAGAUCAAAGCACUUGAGUCUCAAUGGAAGGAAUUGAACAAUCUGCUUGACGAGAAACAACGAUUGUGCAAAUCUAGAGCGGAACAACACACAGCAUAUGAGAAAUUGCGAGAUCAAAUACUCGAUUGGCUUACUCGUACAGAAAACAAGGUACAAGGACUCGAGCCAGUCGCCGUGGAUUUGGAUAAAUUGAAACUACAGCAGGAAGAUUUGAAGCCUAUACAAAAGGAAUAUCGUGAUUACGGCAAUACGGUCGAUAAAAUCAAUGAUCUCGGUAUUGCUUACGACAGUUUAAUGAAGGAACGCGGUGAAAGUCCAACUCGUCGACGUGGUAGUGCUAGUCCGACGAAGAGACCAGUACUGCGAAUGUCACAAGACGGUCGCUCGCCGUCACCUACUAAAUCCUACGCAGUUCAAAGUCCGGUCUCCCCAGGUGGUAGCAGUGGAUUCAGCAGCCGUCGUUCGAGCCAAGAUGGUUUUCAUCUCGAGGAAUUAUCGCCUGUUCAACAGCAACUUUCGGAAAUUAAUCACAGAUACGGAUUACUUGGUGUCAGAUUGUCGGAUCGCCAAACGGAGUUAGAUAAUAUUAGAGAGGAAUUGAAGAAACAUUUGGACCAUCUAAAAACACUCUCACAAUUCUUGGAUAAGAUUCAGCGGCAAUUGCCUAAAGAAAGCAUGCCCGCAACUAAAGAUGAUGCAGACAAAACAGUCAAGCAAGUUAAGAUUCUUAUUGAAGAGAUGUACGAGAAGCAAUCUUUGCUGGAUAGUACUCGAACGCAAGUACGUGAUUUAGUCAGACGUAAAAAAGGAGCGGACGGUGUGGAUAGAUUGAACGAUGAGAUGGAAGACGUUGCUAGUCGGUGGAGAUCAAUUUCAGACAGGUGUAAAGAUCGAAUUAAAUUCCUGGAAGAUAUUAAAGAUUUUUAUGAUACGUAUGAUGGUCUUAACUCUUGGCUUGGUGCUAAAGAGCGUAUGCUGGGCGCUUUAGGACCAAUUUCAGCUGACCCUCGCAUGGUCGCAAGUCAAGUACAACAAGUACAAGUUUUGCGAGAGGAGUUCAGAACUCAACAACCGCAAUUGGAUCAUCUCGUACAAGUUGGAGAAAGUAUCCUUGUCACAAUAUCCAUAGAUUCGAUGGAUGGUCAGAAGAUAAACGCAAAAUUGCAGAGCAUUUUACAGAGAUGGGCAGAUCAAAUGGGAAGAUUAGAUGAAAGAGCUCAGAGUUUAGGUGAUGCUGUUGAUACUAGUCGUGAAUUCGAUGCCAGCCUUAACCGGUUGCGAGACGCUUUGCAAGGAAUCUCAGAUAAUUUAGACGAAUUGACUCUUGAGAAGGAUCCCGAAGAACAGCUUCGUAAAAUCGAAAACUUGGAAAGACAAUUGGAAGGUCAGAGACCAUUGUUAGCAGAUGUGGAAAUGGCUGGUGCGCAACUAUGCGAGGUUCUAAGUGACCCUGCGUCGAGAUCCGAGAUUCAAGGAAAACUCACCACAGUCGGUAAGAUGUACAGUAACUUGCAGAAGAAGCUGGACCAUAGAAAAGCAGAAAUCGAAGGUAAUCUGCGAGAUGGAAGACAAUUCGAAGCCUCCUGUAGCAGAACUCUGGGAUGGCUCGCGGAUGAACUUGGAAACAUGUCUGAAAAAUUGCUAGUGUCUGCUGAUAGAGAAAUAUUGCAACAGCAACUUGAUCAUCACGAGCCUGUUUAUCGUAAUGUGAUGGGUAAAGAACACGAAGUCAUAAUGCUGUUGAACAAAGGACGCGACAUACUUUCGCGGUCUCAUAAAACUGAAAACCGCUCGCUUCAACGUGAUUUGGAUAAGAUGCAGUCACAGUGGGACCGUUUGAAGAAGGAUACUGUCGAAAGGCACACUCGAUUGCAGACCUGUGCAGAACAUUGCAAAAAAUAUUAUAAAGCUCAAGAUAUAUUUCUUCCAUGGCUUCGACAAGCCGAGGAUAAAUUGGACAGUUUGAUUCCUACAUCUUUUAGACGCAAGGACAUCGAGAAACAACUGAAAGAAUUAUCAUCGUUUAGGAACGAAGUGUGGAAACAUUCCGGAGAAUUCGAAAAUAACAAGAUGUUAGGCGAAACAUUUGUUGGAGCUUGUGAUAUUGAUAAGCAAAAUGUAAAGAAUGAGCUUAGUGCUAUGAAAACUAGAUGGGAUAAAUUAAACAAUGACUUGUUAUCUAGAACACAAUCUUUGGAAGAUACCGCACGUCAUCUAAUGGAUUUCAACGAAAACUUACGCGAUUUACAACAUGGUUUACAACGUUGUGAAGAUAAGUUGGCUUCACACGAUGCUCUUGGCGGAGCGGCUAAAGAUCCGAAACUUCUUGAUAGAAUAAAGAACUUGCGAGAGGAAACAACGAGUUUGAAGAAACCAUUGCAGGGUGUAAGACAACAAGCUAACGAUCUUGUGAACAAAGCCGGUGAGCAAGGCGUCGAUGCGACACAUUUACAAGACGAGAUUGACAAUGUUACCGAUCGCAUUAAUGACCUGCAAGCGAAACUGGAUGACAGAUGCAACGAACUGCAAAGUGCAGCGACAGCGGUCGCGCAAUUUAAUGAUCAAGCGAAACUGAUCAAUCAACAUCUGUCCGCCCUUGAAAAAGAUUUAGAUUCGAUGAAAGCAUCCGGUAGAGAAAUCAAGAUUGUACGAGGACAAUUGGAGGAUAUUGCUAAGAUUAUUAACAGAAUUAACAGACUCUAUGAAGAAAUUGGCGAUUUGGAGAAUCGUGGUGAACGUUUGGUUGAUUACGGCUUCGCUACUGAUGCUGUAGCUACAAGAGACCAGGUUGACGGAUUUAAACGGCAAAUUGGUAAACUAGAUGAACGGGCGCGUACUAGGGAAGAUGAACUCACUUCUACUUUGAAUAAAUUACAAGAGUUUUAUCAAUUGCACGUAAACGUUAUGGAAGGUAUUAAUGAUGCAAACGAACAAGUUAGAAGAUUUAAACCUGUAGGAUCCGAAGUGGACUCUAUUAAAGCUCAGCAGGAGGACUUCAGAACUCUUAAAAUUAAAAAGAUUGAACCACUAGCACACGCCGUUGAAGAUUGUAAUGCGCUCGGUCAAGGCCUCAUACAAACUGCAGGGCGAGAUGUCAAUACCAGUAAUAUCGAAAAAGACGUCGAUAAAAUGAACGAAAGAUGGAACGACUUAAAAGAUAGACUGAACGAGCGCGAUCGCAAGUUGGACGUUGGAUUAUUGCAGUCGGGCAAGUUCCAAGAGGCUUUAGAUGGUUUAGCGAAAUGGUUGACCGAUACGGAAGAAAUGGUUUCGAAUCAAAAGCCACCUUCUUCAGAUUACAAAGUUGUGAAGGCGCAACUGCAAGAACAGAAAUUCCUGAAGAAGAUGUUGAUGGAUCGACAAAAUUCUAUGACGUCUCUCUACAACAUGGGACGUGAGGUUGCCGCCGACGCCGACCCGAAGGAGCGUAAGGCCAUUGAGAAACAAUUGAAUGAUUUAGUGGGCAGAUUUGAUAAUCUGACGGAAAGCGCCGCGGAGAGGAUGGAUGCUCUUGAGCAAGCAAUGGCGGUAGCGAAGCGAUUCCAAGAUAAGUUAGUACCACUUACUAUCUGGUUGGAUAAAACAGAGAAGAAAGUCAGGGACAUGGAAUUGGUUCCUACCGACGAAGAGAAAAUACAACAGCGUGUCAACGAACAUGAUAUACUUCAUGAGGAUAUUAUAUCAAAGACACCAGAUUUCAGCGAACUCACGGAGAUAGCCAGUCAACUUAUGUCACUGGUAGGCGAAGAUGAAGCUACUACGUUGGCUGAUAAACUUCAGGAUGCGGCAGAUAGAUACGCAGCUUUGGUUGAACGAUCCGAAGCUCUCGGUAAUUUGUUACAACGUUCGAGACAAGGCUUACGUCAUUUGGUUCUUACGUAUCAAGACUUACAAGCAUGGAUGGAGAACAUGGAGAUUCGAUUGUCGAAGUAUCGUAUCUUGGCUGUACAUACGGAGAAGCUUUUACAACAAAUGGAAGAUCUUGCGGAUCUUACAGAAGAAGUAUCCACGCGACAAACGGAAGUGGACAGUACCGUAGAUUCUGGCUUAGAACUGAUGAAACACAUUUCAAGUGACGAAGCACUUCAACUGAAGGACAAGUUGGACUCUUUACAACGACGAUUUAAUGAUCUUGUCACGCGCGGCUCAGAUCUUUUGAAACAUGCCCAAGAGUCCUUACCAUUAGUGCAACAAUUCCAUGAUAAUCAUAAUCGUCUGAUGGACUGGAUGCAAGGCGCGGAGGCCGCUUUGCAGUCUGCUGAACCUCGUGAAGAAGAGAUUAUCCGACUCGAGAUGGAGAUAUCAGAAUACAGACCCGUCUUGGACAAGAUCAACGCUGUGGGCCCGCAGCUGUGUCAAAUGUCGCCCGGAGAAGGUGCUGCGACAAUCGAAGGUCUCGUGACCAGAGACAAUAGGCGAUUCGAUGCAAUCGCCGAACAGAUCCAAAGAAAAGCAGAAAGAAUUCAAUUGAGUAAACAGCGAUCUUUAGAAGUAAUUGGCGAUAUCGACGAUCUGCUUGAUUGGUUCAGAGAAGUGGACAAUCAACUUCGAGAGGCUGAGCCGCCUAGCAGCGAGCCUGAAAUUAUUAGAGUACAAUUGAAAGAACAUAAAGCGCUUAAUGAUGAUAUAUCCAGUCAGAAAAGUAGAGUCCGUGACGUUAUUUCGACUGCAAAGAAAGUAAUACGCGAGAAUGCUCAGCACGAAGAUACAUCUACUAUCAGAGAUAAGAUGGAGGAUUUGCGUGAAACGAUGGAAAUUGUAUCGGCUUUAUCAACAGACAGAUUGGGAGCUCUCGAGCAAGCUUUACCGUUAGCGGAACAUCUUCGCGAUACUCACGCUGGUCUGGUCAGCUGGCUCGAGGAGGCUGAACAACAAGUCGCUAUGUUACCUAUGCCUGCCUUGCGGCCCGACUUGAUAGCGGCGCAACAGGACAAAAAUGAGCUUCUCAUACAGAGCAUUAACGAGCAUAAACCCCUCGUGGAGAAGCUCAAUAAGACUGGUGAAGCGCUCAUCAAGUUGUGUAACGAAGAAGAAGGUAUAAAGGUGCAAGACAUCCUAGAUAAUGAUAACGCUCGCUAUGCGGCAUUGAGAGCUGAGCUAAGAGGCCGGCAACAGGCGUUGGAGCAAGCACUGCAGGAAUCCUCUCAGUUCUCCGAUAAACUAGAGGGUAUGCUGCGCGCAUUGUCUUCUACCGCCGAUCAGGUGAACGGCGCUGAACCCAUCAGUGCCCAUCCAACUCGUUUACGCGAUCAGAUGGAAGAAAAUGCCGCCUUGGCAGACGAUCUUGCUCAAAGAUCCGAGGCUUAUGCAGCCGUUAAAAAAGCAGCGGAUGAUGUGAUUAGCAAAGCUGGCAAUAGGGCCGAUCCGGCAGUCAAAGACAUCAAACGCAAGCUGGAUAAACUUAAUAGAUUAUGGACCGAUGUCCAGAAAGCCACAACCGAUCGCGGUCAUACUUUGGAUGACACUCUGGCCGUCGCCGAAAAAUUCUGGGCCGAGCUGAAUGGAGUUAUGGCCACUUUGAGAGAACUGCAAGAUGCGCUAGCUGGACAGGCACCACCGGCGGCUCAACCAGCUGCUAUCCAGCAACAGCAAGUGGCAUUGCAAGAAAUUCGACAAGAAAUCGAUCAGACCAAGCCAGAUGUCGAACAAGUCCGAACAUCGGGACACGAAUUGAUGGGCUUGUGCGGCGAGCCGGACAAACCUGAAGUGCGAAAGCACAUUGAAGAUUUGGAUCAGGCUUGGGACAAUGUCACCGCUCUGUACGCCAGACGCGAGGAGAAUUUGAUCGACGCCAUGGAGAAAGCAAUGGAGUUCCAUGAAACGUUGCAGAACCUGUUAGAGUUCUUGCAAGAGGCCGAGGAUAGAUUUGCGGAGAUGGGUCCACUUGGUAGCGACAUUGACGAGGUGAAGAAGCAAAUCAAACAACUGGCCAAUUUCAAGGCCGAGGUGGAUCCGCACAUGGUGAAAGUCGAGGCGUUGAACAGACAAGCAGCUGAAUUAACGGAAAGAACAUCCUCCGAACAAGCAGCAGCCAUCAAGGAACCGCUCGGUGCUGUGAAUAAACGUUGGGACGGAUUGCUGAGAGGCAUGGUGGAAAGGCAACGAUUACUAGAGAAUGCAUUAUUACGACUUGGUCAAUUCCAGCACGCUUUGGACGAAUUAUUAGUAUGGAUCGAGAAAACUGACAAGACAUUGGAUAAUCUCAGACCAGUAGCAGGUGAUCCACAAGUGAUCGAAGUCGAGUUGGCCAAGCUAAAGGUCCUAGUAAACGAUAUACAAGCUCAUCAGACGAGCGUCGACACUCUAAAUGAUGCUGGACGACAAUUGAUUGAGGAUGGCAAAGGUACCGCGGAAGCAUCUACUACAGCCGAUAAACUGGGCACUUUGAAUCGUCGUUGGCGAGAUCUACUGCAACGCGCCGCUGAUCGCCAACGAGAACUAGAAGAUGCCUUACGAGAGGCACAAUCCUUUACCGCUGAGAUACAGGACUUGUUAUCGUGGUUAGGCGACGUGGAUAACAUGAUAGUAGCAUCCAAACCUGUUGGUGGAUUGCCCGAAACUGCAUCCGAACAGUUAGAACGAUUUAUGGAGGUGUUUAACGAGUUAGAACAAAACCGUCCAAAAGUAGAAACGGUACUGCAACAAGGACAGGAAUAUUUGAAGAAAGCGGAUACGAGCAGUGCCGGUGGAUUGAAUCAUAAUCUGCGAACGUUGAAACAAAAAUGGGAUAAUGUGCUUUCACGCGCCAGCGAUAAAAAGAUAAAGUUAGAAAUUGCCUUAAAAGAAGCUACCGAGUUCCAUGACGCGUUACAAGCUUUCGUCGAUUGGUUGACUAACGCUGAAAAGAUCCUGACAAAUCUUCGACCGGUUUCGAGGGUCAUGGAAACAAUACUUCAACAAAUCGAGGAACAUAAAGCCUUCCAAAAGGACGUUGGUGUACAUCGCGAAACUAUGUUGAAUCUCGACAAAAAAGGAACUCACCUUAAAUACUUUUCUCAAAAACAAGAUGUGAUUCUUAUAAGAAACUUGCUCGUGAGUGUACAACACAGAUGGGAACGAGUAGUUUCCAAGUCAGCCGAGAGAACGAGGGCUUUAGAUCACGGUUAUAAAGAAGCUAGAGAGUUCCACGACAGCUGGUCGAAUCUGAUGAACUGGUUAGAUGAUACCGAGAAGACGUUGGAUGAAGUCGCCGCCGACGGACUUGGUGGCAAUGAUCCAGACAAGAUUAAAUCACGCCUUAACAGACACCGCGAGGUACAAAAAGCACUAAGUGCUAAGCAGAGUACGUAUGACAAUACCAUGAAGAACGGCAAAACGUUAAAGGAUAAGGCGCCGAAAUCCGAUGAACCUGCCUUGAGGGAACUUCUAAAUGAAUUGAAGAACAAGUGGACUACGGUCUGCGGUAAAUGUGUGGAUCGACAGCGAAAACUGGAGGAAGCCUUACUAUUCUCAGGACAAUUCAAGGAUGCGAUUCAAGCGCUGUUGGAAUGGUUGAGCAAGACCGAAAAAUAUUUGGCCAAUCCUGGACCACUUUACGGUGACCUGGAUACGGUAACCAAUUUAGUGGAGCAACAUAGGACCUUUGAAAGAGAUCUGGAGUCACGCGCCUCACAGAUGGAAUCCGUUAUCAAAACUGGUCGCGAACUGGAAUCUAAAGCCUCCAUUGAAGAUGCGUCAAUGAUCAGAUCACAGUUAUCCGAAUUAAACAGUCUCUGGGAUAGAGUAACUAGUCUCUCGACAAAGAAGUCCAGACUAUUGGAAGAAGCCCUUAGAGAGGCCGAACGGCUUCAUAAAGCCGUUCACAUGUUGCUAGAAUGGUUGAGUGACGCGGAGAUGAAACUACGAUUCGCCGGACCGCUGCCAGAAGAUGAGCAGGAGAGCAGAAAUCAAUUAAUGGAGCACCAGAGAUUCCUCCGCGAGUUACAGACUAAAGAAAUUGAAAAAGACAAUACAUUAGAAUUGGCACAUAUUAUUCUUGGAAAAGCGCAUCCUGAUGGUGCCGCAGUUAUCAAACAUUGGAUCACAAUUAUUCAAUCUAGAUGGGAAGAAGUGGCAACAUGGGCCUAUCAAAGGAACCAAAGAUUGGAGAAUCAUAUGCAGGGAUUACAGGAUCUUGAUAAUCUUCUCGAAGAGUUAUUAGCCUGGCUCGAAGGUUUGGAAAAUACUUUGAAUGCCUUGGAAGCGGAACCUUUGCCUGAUGAUAGAGCUACGCUCGAAAUGCUUAUUGCGGAUCAUAGAGAAUUCAUGGAGAAUACUAGCCGAAGACAAAACGAAGUUGAUCGCGUAUGCAAGGCCCGACAAAUUAAGCCGAUAAAGGAUGCAAGAAAAAUAUCGAAAGUCAGAUCACCAGCACCUACUAAGGAUCUCUAUCAGGAUAACGAGCAUGAGCAGCCUCAGCCUCGUAAACAAAGCCGAGGCAGCCCAGGUCGUGACAGAACGCCAGAUCUUUCAUUGCCACACAUCGGUCCACGUUUCCCACCCAAAGGAAGCAAAGGAGCCGAGCCAGAAUUCCGUAGUCCGAGAGUCAAGCUUCUCUGGGAUAAGUGGCGUCACGUUUGGAUGCUAGCAUGGGAACGACAACGCCGUUUGCAGGAUAAAUAUAAUUAUAUUCAAGAGCUGGAUCGCGUUGCUAACUUCAGCUGGGAAGAUUGGCGCAAACGGUUCUUGAAAUUCAUGAAUCAUAAGAAAUCCAGACUAACGGAUCUAUUCAGAAAAAUGGAUAAGAACAACGAUGGACUUAUACCGAGGGAAGACUUCAUUCAAGGAAUUAUGAACACCAAAUUUGAGACUUCCCGUCUGGAAAUGGGUGCUGUUGCUGACCUCUUUGAUCGUCACGGCGAGGGCUUGAUAGAUUGGAAAGAGUUCAUUGCCGCUCUGCGACCUGACUGGGAAGAACGACGAACUUACAACGACACAGACAAGAUACAUGACGAAGUUAAACGGUUAGUCAUGCUGUGCACCUGUCGUCAGAAGUUCCGCGUUUUUCAAGUUGGUGAAGGAAAGUACAGGUUUGGUGAUAGCCAGAAACUACGAUUGGUUCGAAUCCUGCGUUCUACUGUCAUGGUACGCGUCGGUGGAGGCUGGGUAGCAUUAGACGAGUUCCUUCUGAAGAACGAUCCAUGCCGCGCCAAGGGAAGAACGAAUAUCGAGCUACGGGAGCAAUUUAUACUGGCGGAUGGUGUUAGCCAGACUAUGACAGCCUUCCGUUCCAAACCAAGCCCGACCUCGACGCUGCAGCGUACGCAAAUGUCCUCCACCAAUGCUGGACCAAUCACCAAGGUGAGAGAACGUAGUGCUCGCAGUGUACCUAUGGGUCAGUCGCGAGCUUCGCGUUCAUCUUUAAGCGCUGGUACGCCUGACAGCCUUAGUGACAACGAAAGUUCCUUCAAGAUAGCUAGAAAAACUAGUACGCCUUACAGAUCUACCAUGACGCCCGGUGGUAGCCGUCCAUCUAGCAGGCCAGCAUCAAGACCUGCUUCCCGACCAGCUAGUAGACCAAGUAGCCGACCUGCAUCAAGACAAGGAAGUAAACCGCCUAGUCGAUAUGGAUCAACACAGUCAUUGGAUGACGAUUCAUGUACCCCAAGUCGCAUUCCGAGAAGGACCAUCGUAGGCUCCGGUAAUACUCCGACAUCCAGUAGACAUAACAGUGUAUCUGGUAGAAAACUCACAACUCCGAUGAACGGAUCAAGCUCUAGACCCCGCACUCCAACGGGAUUAAUCAGCCCCGCCAGCGGAGUACCCUCUAGGUUUGGCUCAAUCCAUAGAGCUUCGAGCAUUCCAACCCUGACUGGUGUCGGAACACCUAUCAGCCGCUCUAGGAUACCCGUAUAUGUGGGGGUGGAUAUAAAAUCUCCUCAGUCGACCACCAGCAAUAUGUCGACUCAUUCAACACAAAGCAACCAUUCUACGAUUUCUACUGAUUCCACUGGGGUACGUACACCGUCCAGUGGAUCCAGCACACCGCUACCGCCGUCUUCAAAAUUAUCGAGGAAACCCUCCGGAGCUUCCGACACGUCGGUGUCGGGAACGACCCCGAACAUACGAAAGGGAAAACCUACACCGAUCGAACAGCGCGCGCCGUUCCGAUUGUAAUAGCUUAUUAACGGAUACCUAUAGCUUGUAAAGUCAACGUAUUAUACCCGAGAAUAUAAAGAUAAAUAUAAAACAUCCCCGCCAAAUUUAAGAAUGAUCGGUAUUGCAGGGAACAUAUGUAUGAGUAGAUUAUUAUUGUUGUAUGUCGAGGAGAGGAGCGCGUGUAAUAUGUGAAUGCUAAAUUAAAUGCCGGAUCAAAAUUUUAUAGAAGACAAAUGAUGAAUCUAGGAUUUUAUCAUCUAUAUUUCGUUGAAUUCCGCCAAGUACUGAAUGCCAUUAAAAUUACAGAUACCAAUGAGAGUAUUUUAUACUCUCUUAGAGUAAGGGAUUACAGUUGGGAAAAUUUAUUUAUUUCAUGCCCGCGUUAGAAAGUGCUUGAAGCAUCUAUCUAGUUU